Molecule: messenger RNA, 2558 nt
Organism: Rhodamnia argentea
Lineage: Eukaryota; Viridiplantae; Streptophyta; Magnoliopsida; Myrtales; Myrtaceae
Product: wall-associated receptor kinase 2-like
Exons: 3
Coding region: 6-2315 (769 amino acids)
Biological process (GO): protein phosphorylation; cell surface receptor signaling pathway
Cellular component (GO): plasma membrane
Molecular function (GO): calcium ion binding; polysaccharide binding; ATP binding
Source: RefSeq, a predicted model, not a curated record
UCAUUAUGCAGAGAGUUGAAGGAAGAACCAUGGUCAUCCACAGGCUUCUCUUGAAAGUUGUGAUGCUUGGGGCUGUAUUGGGUCCAUACCACAAUCCCUUAGUAGCAGAAGCUGCUGAUUACCCAAUCACGAAGCGCGGAUGCCAGAGCACUUGUGGAAACCUCUCGAUUCCAUACCCCUUCGGAUCGAGGGAUAGCGAUCCCGGCUGCCGCCACGGUCCUUCCUCAUUCACAGUCGAUUGCGACAACUCUACCGGCCAUCCGACGCCUUAUCUCGAUAACAGAGAUAGUAACUUGCAAAUACUCGACAUCUCUCUCGAGCAUCACGAGAUGCGAGUUCAAGCAGAUUUCAUCGGUCAAGCCUGCUAUGACUCUGCCGGGUAUGAUGCUAGUUCAAGCAACUUUCCCACGCUCACCCUUGCUGAUUUCCGCAUAUCCAGCAACAAGAACAAGUUCAUUGCCGUCGGUUGCGAUACGGUGGCGUCCUUCUUGGACCGCGAAGGGAAUUUCGCGUUUGGAUGUAUGUCGGCAUGCAAUGACAUUUCCGAAGUGACUAACGGCUCGUGCUCGGGUAUCGGUUGCUGCGAGACGAGCAUACCUAAAAAUUUAUUCGACUACAAUAUCUCCAUUUAUAGCUAUAAAAACCAUACAGAAGUCCUGGAUUUCAACCCUUGCAGCUACGUUUUCGUCACGGCGAGUGGUUUCUACAACUUCAGUUCUGGUGAUCUUUCGGAACUUGAAAUUGACGAGAUGCCCCUAGUUCUUGACUGGGCAAUAGGGAAUAUAACAUGUGACGUCGCCAAGAAGAGCCCGGGCUACAUGUGCACAGAAAACACCAAUUGUACCAACGCUGAAAAGGGAUGGGGGUACAAGUGCGCUUGUUUAGAAGGUUUCCAUGGCAAUCCGUAUCUCGCGAAUGGUUGUCAAGAUAUUGAUGAAUGUGCUGAUCCAAAUAAGAACCAGUGCAAUGAAGUCAAUGGACAGUGCACUAACGUUGUUGGGAGUUAUAAUUGUUCAUGCCGCAAGGGUUAUCAUGGUGAUGGCAGGAACGAUGGGAAAGGAUGCACUGCUAAUCCUAAUCCAUCACAUUUGGUGCAGAUACUUGUUGGUGCUGGUGCGGGGACAAUAGUGCUGCUAUUUAGCGCAGGCUUUCGUAUCCUGGGAAUUCAAAAGAGGAAACUCAUCAGGCUCAAAGAACAGUACUUUAAGCAAAACGGUGGCUUGCUCUUGCAGCAACAAUUACACGAACAUGACAGGACCACCAACACCAUGAAAAUCUUCACAGCCGAAGAGCUAGAGAAGGCCACGAACAAUUACGAUGAGAGCAGAAUAGUUGGCCAAGGCGGAUACGGUACCGUUUACAAAGGGUUGUUGCCAAACGGCACAUUUGUCGCGAUCAAGAAGUCCAAAUUUGUGGAAAAGACCCGAAUCGAGCAGUUCGUCAACGAAGUCAUAGUGCUUUCUCAUAUUAAUCACCGUAACGUCGUCAAGCUUACGGGAUGUUGUUUGGAUACCGAAGUGCCUUUGUUAGUGUAUGAGUUCAUAAGCAAUGGAACUCUAUUCGACCGGAUCCACAAUCGCAACAAAUCCUCCAAGAUGUCCUGGGAUACCCGAUUGAGAAUCGCUUCGGAUACCGCCGGCGUCCUUUCAUAUUUGCAUUCCGCAGCUUCCAUCCCCAUAAUCCAUCGUGAUGUCAAGUCGACAAACAUCUUGCUGGACGACAACUACACUGCGAAAGUUUCUGACUUUGGAGCUUCGAGAUUAGUCCCACUUGAUCAAGCCGAAUUGUCCACUCUAGUUCGGGGGACAUUGGGAUACUUGGACCCUGAAUACUUGCACACAAACCAACCGACUGAAAAGAGCGAUGUUUACAGCUUCGGGGUUGUGCUAGUGGAGCCGAUAACCGGGAAGAAGGCGCUUUCUUUCAACCGACCCGAGAAAGAGCGGGGCUUGGCAAUGCAUUUUCUUUCGGCAUUAAAAAACAAUCGAUUAUUCCAAAUUGUCGACGGAGUGAUUGCAAAUGAAGGGAACAAUGAGCAAGUGAGGGAAGUCGCCAAUGUCGCAAAGAGAUGCUUGAAAGUAAAAGGCAAGGAGAGGCCGACCAUGAAGGAAGUGGCAAUUGAGUUGGAGGGACUAAAAGAGAAACCUAAUCAUCCAUGGAUGAGCAGCAUCACUUUGCAUGGAGAAGAGGAGCUUCAUCUGCUGGGAGAGACGACCGACCCCACCGUGUACAUGGAUAGUAGCGAGACCAUGAGCAUUGCGCCCUCGGAUAGCAUGAAAAACCAUGUCAUGACACCGGUUAACAGUGGCGGAUGAGAAUAACCACGGGUUGUUCCUUCUUCAUCAAGAAAUUCUUAGGCAUGUAAGAAAAACUCUUGAUUGCCGUUGUACAAUGGAUGCUACGAGGCCUUGUACUGUAGGCAUAUUAUUGGUGAUGGCAAACUAGUAUUAGGGGAGUUCCGUUUUAGCUGGCUCUUGUGGUUGAGUCUUUUGUCCGUAAUUUCGAUCUAGAGUUUCUCCGCAUUUGUAAAUUGUAAUGAAAGUCGGUGUUGUGAUUCA